CGGUCGGAGACCACAAUGACCGGCGCCAGCCCCUGGCCUGGCGGGGGAAGGGAUGGGCUGCCCGAGCCGGCCGCUUCCCCCCUGCAGCUAUGUCCACGGGCAAUGACACAGGCUGGGGCUCUUCAGCCGGAGAGGAAGCUUGGGCAGGGGCGGGGGUCGAGGUGGAGGAGUCAGCGCUUCCCACCUUCUCAACCGCCGCCAAGGUCCGAGUAGGAGUGACCGCUGCCCUGUUCCUGUCGUCGGCUGCAGGCAAUCUGGCUGUGCUAUGGUCAGUGACGCGGCCAAGAUCCAGUAGACUCCGCCCCUCCCCUGUCCGCCGACUUUUUGGCCACUUGGCCGCUGCAGACUUACUGGUCACUUUCGUAGUCAUGCCGCUGGAUGCGGCGUGGAAUGCCACUGUCCAGUGGCUCGCUGGAGAUGUUGCUUGCCGGACACUCAUGUUCCUGAAACUGCUGGCCAUGUAUGCGGCUGCUUUUCUGCCUGUGGUCAUUGGACUUGACCGCCAGGCUGCGGUGCUCCAUCCUCUUGGACCCAGAGGGGGUGGGCGAAAGCUGCUGGGAACGGCCUGGGGGCUUAGUUUUCUGCUUGCCCUGCCCCAGCUGUUCCUGUUUCAUACUGUCCGCCGUGCUGGCCCAGUCCCCUUCAUUCAGUGUGUCACCAAAGGAAGCUUCAAGGCCCGAUGGCAAGAAAUCGCCUAUAACCUCUUCACCUUCUGUGGGCUCUUCCUGAUACCUCUGACAGCCAUGGCAAUCUGCUAUGGUCGAAUUGUAUUCAGUGUGUCCAGACACCGAACAGGGAAGGGGGAGCAUGCCCCUGCUGGUCAGUUCGCUCUUCGUCGUUCCUUUGACAAUCGCCCCCGUGUACGGCUUCGGGCCCUUCGACUAUCCCUACUUGUCCUGCUGACCUUCGUUAUCUGUUGGACACCCUACUACCUGCUGGGUCUGUGGUACUGGUUUUCUCCCAGCAUGCUAAGCAAUGUCCCCCCCAGUCUCAGCCACAUUCUGUUCCUCUUUGGCCUCCUCAAUGCUCCCCUGGACCCCUUACUCUAUGGGGCCUUCACCCUUGGCUGUAGAAAAGGACACCAGGAACUUGGUUCAGAUUCUUUCCGGGGGGGAAGGAGCUCUUGGAGAGUCCCUCAACAAGUGGUUCAGGCACCUAGGCAGCUGGAAUCGAGCACAGAGGGUAGUGGAAAGACAGGAAAAAUGGAGGAAACAUCUCUGUAACUCUUGCUGAGAUCCUUUUCUUAACUCUAGCCCCACCCUCCAACCGAAAAAGUAAUAAAGAGUAACUAUUUUUUUUAGAAUCCCUACCUUGUCCCUGUAGCCACUCCCACUCCUUACCACCUACCCCGGCCAAACAGAAAAUAUGGACGGCACAUGAGUCUCCUGGUGGAGAAGAUUCUUCUUCCACCCCUAGUAAGGGAAAGAAUAAGAACAUUCUAGACUUCAGUAAUUCAAUACUUGGAUGAACAUCCUUGAUAUUUCCCUUAAUGUUAUGGUACAUUU
Phascolarctos cinereus (koala) is the source of this 1505-nucleotide messenger RNA. It is a transcript of the gene GNRHR2, whose product is annotated as gonadotropin releasing hormone receptor 2. NCBI's taxonomy places the organism in Eukaryota, Metazoa, Chordata, Mammalia, Diprotodontia, Phascolarctidae. Gene Ontology annotation, cellular component: plasma membrane. Gene Ontology annotation, biological process: G protein-coupled receptor signaling pathway; cellular response to hormone stimulus. The record is from RefSeq and is a predicted model, not a curated record. Gene Ontology annotation, molecular function: protein-hormone receptor activity; G protein-coupled receptor activity; peptide binding.